GAAAUAAACCUGCACAGUAGAUGUAGUUCUGCUAUAGUGAUAAAUACAGAAAACAAUUCACUUUUCCAGUUUCAACUUUAACACAAUCUACCGUUCCUGCACCUUUGUCUACACAACCGUCAACAUUGAUGUCAGUUUCACUUCCUUUAGAAUCAACAUCUACAGCACCAAACACCGUGGACCUUACAACUGAAGCCGUGUUAACAACCUCUACAUUACCCGUAUGUCCAUCGCAGUAUAUACUGAGCGGAAAUAAAAAGUUAUGUAUUUCUCUUGUGCAGACCAAAAUGUCACGUAACGAUGCCAAAACAGAGUGCGGAACAACGACCAACAGCGUAUUACUAUUGAUUGAUUCAGCUGAAACACAAAGUACUGUUGAAACUUUCCUGACGCAACAUUUUGGCUCAGGAUUGUCGGAGAAUGAAUUGUGGAUAGAUGGAACAUAUCAGAAUUCACAGUGGUCAUCAUCUUUCGGUGUAUUAACAUAUACAAACUGGGAAAAGUCCAGAAAGGGAAGGGAAGAUUGUAUUCUAUUUAAGAUGAAAAGUGGCAAGUGGAAGCCCUCUAAAUGUAAUCGUGAUAAAUUUUUCUUAU
This is a messenger RNA of Saccostrea cuccullata (small rock oyster), 594 nucleotides long. RefSeq lists its product as uncharacterized. The transcript is spliced from 2 exons. The record is from RefSeq and is a predicted model, not a curated record. Lineage: Eukaryota; Metazoa; Mollusca; Bivalvia; Ostreida; Ostreidae. The annotation marks the transcript as partial.